AUGACCUCUUCCACCAACAUCGUCGCCGGAAACUGGAAAAUGAACACGGACGUCACUUCCGGCGUUCGGUUGGCCUCGUCUGUGGCGGCCGGCGCCGUGGCGGUGCCCGGCGUCCAGAUCAUAGUUGCCCCGCCGUUCGUGUCGCUGGCAGCGGUUCGUGAUGCCUUGGCCGGCAGCAGUGUGGGCGUCGCCGCCCAGAACGUGCACGCCGAGGAUAGCGGCGCCUUCACCGGAGAGAUUGCUCCGCCGAUGCUGGUCGGCCUGUGCGACUAUGUGAUCAUCGGCCACUCCGAGCGGCGCCAGUUUUUCGGGGAAACCGACGAAUCAGUCGGUCGCAAGGCUGCCGCCGCGCUGCAGCACGGGCUUCGUCCCAUCGUCUGCGUCGGAGAAACCCUGGACGAGCGGGAGUCCGGUCGGGCCGUUGAGGUCAUCCGGCGACAGGUCGUCGCCGCCCUGGCGGAUCUCGAUCCCGAAGCCGCCGGGUCCCUUGCCAUAGCCUAUGAGCCGGUGUGGGCCAUCGGGACCGGCCGUGCGGCCACCCCGGACAUAGCGGACCAGAUAAUGGGCGGCGCGAUCGGAUCAACCAUCGCGGCCGUGUUGGGAACGGAUGUCGCUUCGGAAACUCCGCUCCUGUACGGCGGCAGCGUGAACCCGGCCAACGCCGCCGAGUUCGCGGCCGUCCCGAGCAUAAACGGCGCUCUGGUCGGCGGCGCGAGCCUGGACGCUGCUACGUUUCUGGAAGUGGCCGCGGCGUUCUCCAGCCGUAACCAAUAG
Messenger RNA from Geodia barretti, 774 nucleotides. Lineage: Eukaryota; Metazoa; Porifera; Demospongiae; Tetractinellida; Geodiidae. The record is from the annotation of a GenBank genome assembly.